AUGGAAUACGAAGCAAAAGAACUUGAAAAAAAAGCAGAACAAUUGAAGAAGAAAGGUUUUUUUGCUUCUUUUUUUGGAAAUGAUAAUACAGAUGAAAUUAUAAAUUGUUAUAAUAUGGCUGCAAAUAAAUAUAAAUUAUCUCAUAAAUGGAAGGAAGCCUGUUCGUGUAUUUUAAAAAAUGCAAAUUUACAUAAAAAAAAUAAUGAAACUAGUUAUUGUGCUAAUGCAUAUUUAGAAGCAGGAAACAUAGCGAAAAAAUAUGAUAAAUUGGAAGCUAUAAAAUAUAUUGAAGAAUCAGUUAAUUUGUAUGCAACACUUGGACGAUUUUCUAAUUGUGGAAAAUGUGAGAAGAAUAUCGCAGAAAUCUAUGAAGAUUUAUGUGAAUAUGAUAACGCAUCUAAAUAUUAUAAAAAAGCAGCAUAUUAUUUUGAAAUGGACGAAUAUUCAAAAUCUGUUUAUACUCAGUGUAUUGUAAAAUAUGCUGAGUUAAAUUCUCAAUACAAUCAUGAAUAUGAAGAAGCUAUAUCUAUAUUUGAAAAAGAAGCAGAAAAAGCAUUAAAAAGUACACUUUUACAAUAUGGUGCAAGAGAUUAUUAUAUAAAGGCAGGAAUAUUACAUAUUGUAAUAGGUGAUUUAGUUAAUGCAAAAAUUUCAAUAGAUAAAUAUUGUAUGAAUGAUCCACGUUUUUUGAAUUCAAGAGAGAAAAAGUUCUUGGAUGAUAUAAUUGAAGCAGUUACAGAACAAAAUAUAGAAUACUUUGAGGAAAUAGUUCAUGAAUAUGAUCGUAUAACAAAAUUAGACAAUUGGAAAGUUCAUUUUCUUUAUAUUAUAAAAUCAAAAUUAAAUGUAGAACCCAAUGUAGAAUUAACAGCAGAUGGUGGUGUUGAUUUAACUUAA
Plasmodium gallinaceum is the source of this 897-nucleotide messenger RNA. Its product is annotated as SNAP protein (soluble N-ethylmaleimide-sensitive factor attachment protein), putative. The record is from RefSeq and is a predicted model, not a curated record. The transcript is spliced from 5 exons. The coding region runs from base 1 to 897 and encodes 298 amino acids. Gene Ontology annotation, biological process: intracellular protein transport; SNARE complex disassembly. Gene Ontology annotation, cellular component: SNARE complex; vacuolar membrane. Lineage: Eukaryota; Apicomplexa; Aconoidasida; Haemosporida; Plasmodiidae. Gene Ontology annotation, molecular function: soluble NSF attachment protein activity; syntaxin binding.